AUGAUAGAUGCCAUGGCUUGGAUCGAUUUCGACGAUCUCGACGACAUCCCGACGGUCCAUGCCGUCAGCGAUCCGCACUGCGAGGCGCCAGCCAACAUGGAUUGGCUGCGGGGCCUGCCCGCGUGUCCCCUCCUCGGGGCCCGGCAAGCGGGACGUCGCCCUACAGGCCAGAGGCGUUCCACUGAUACCAACAACCCCAUACCAGCUCGAUCUGUUCGAGUUGCUGGAGGCGUGGGUCGUUCGCGCAUAUCACGGUGGUCUGGCGCAUGCGCCCCAGCCCGCGAGGACCCCCGCUUGCGGGCGCCUGGUCUUCCAUACCGUUGUUGUUGCAGGGGAUUUGGCGGUGGACAUCUCCCAGAUAGAGCAGGCGCUCCGUCUGCUCCUGAGCAAGUACAGGCACGUGUUCUAUAUGACUGUUUCGGAAACCACGAGUGUUGGGUGUCCAAGAACGGCCCGUACGCCGAUUCCUUCGCCAAGAUCGGCGCGAUUCGCGAGCUUUGCCGAUCCAUGGGGGUGCGCACAGACGCAGCACUCGUGGAUGGGGUCUGGAUCGUGCCAGUCUUCGGCUGGUACCACAACUCCUGGGAUACGGAGCCCGACUUGGAGGCGCCUCCAGGCGAAAGGCUGAGGAGAGAGCCAGAUUCGGCGGCCGACAUGUCGAACGACUACGUCCUCUGCAAGUGGGGCGAUCUGGAGAAUGGAAGCGAGGCUCUCGCGGAACGAAUAGACAGCGAGAACGAGGAGUGGGGCUCUUGGCCUUUGCCACCAGAGCUGGUGGCAGAUGCCAAGGAAGCACCCGGGAAGCGACGGCGGCCGAUCCUCUCGUUCUCGCAUUUUUUGCCGAGGAUCGAGCUGCACCCCGAGAAACGGUUCAGCAUGCAGCCCAAUUUGGCAAAGCUGAUAGGCAGCAACUGGAUCCGGGCCCGCGUCGAGCAGCUCAGGCCGGACGUGCACAUCUUCGGCCACACCCACUACUGCUGGGACAUGCGUUUGGAUGGGACUCGCUACCGGUCGUGGCCCCUGGGCAUGCCAAUGGAGCGACUGUAUCGCGCCAUGUCCUUCCCGGGCUCCAGCUCGGAGGUGAUGCUGCCGCUGCCCGUUCUGAACGCCUGCGGCGAGCAAGCUCCAGAGCAUGACCACUGCUUUGCCAGCCGCAUGUAUUCUUUCCUGGACCGGGAUCCCUCGUCUUACGUCAUGUCCCACCGGGUCGCUGCGAAGUACUGCCCCAGCGCCCCUGUGCUCUUCGACGACGUCGUCAUGCCCGGGCGCAGAUAUCUCUGGGACUUCGUGGACGACCAGAUCGAGCGCGACCGGAUGGUCCGGGCCUGCACGCAGCUCAACCAGACCAACAAGCGAAGGCGCAGAGCGCUGCGCGAGUGGGAGGUCGUCGGUGGUGCCGGCUCCGGCGGCGUCGCGGUGCGAGAGGACGGGCCGUUCGCGCCCCUGCUGCCCGAGCGCCUGGCCACGGGAGCGCUUGUGGAGGAGCUGCAGCUGAAGGAGGGCCACGUCUGCUUCAGCAAUUGCCACCGAACUGUCUGGCGCGGGCCCCAGGAGGGGUUGGGCGCCCGUAUCCUCGGGAGGAGAGCAGUUGAUGCGGCAGCUGCCGGCCCCCCCAGAGCCAGGCGAGCUCACGGCGCCCAGGGCGAUGGACCUGCUGGGGCUGCUGGCGUUCCGCCUGGAGGACCCCAGGGUCCAGGGCAGGAUGAGGGAGCUGCUCCGGAACCACCCUGGCAAGAUGCGCGGCCUCGCCCCCUUCGCGCGCGAGCGCCGGGAUCUGCUACAGAGGGAGUUCGACGCGGUCCUGACCAGGUUCGGUUUUCCGAGAGGCAACCUGAUGCAGCUCGACGUGGCUAUCCAACCAUAUUUGAAUGUGGUCACCGGUGA
This is a messenger RNA of Prorocentrum cordatum, 1884 nucleotides long. The record is from the annotation of a GenBank genome assembly. Lineage: Eukaryota; Dinophyceae; Prorocentrales; Prorocentraceae.